UGUCUCCUGCAGGCUCCAGAGACGACGAGUCCAGCUGUGGGAGACCUCUGGGGAUCAGAGUUGGACCCAACGGGACUCUGUUUGUAGCCGAUGCUUACCUGGGAGUGUUUGAGGUCAACCCCACCACAGGUGAGGCGACCCGGCUGGUGGCGGGCGGUCAGGUGGUGGCGGGCAGGAAGCUGUCGUUCAUUAAUGACGUGGCGGUGACGCAGGACGGGAAGAAGCUGUACUUCACGGACUCCAGCAGCAGGUGGCAGCGCAGAGACUACCUGCAGCUCAUCAUGGAGGCCACGGCGGACGGACGAGUGUUGGAGUUCGACACGGAGAGCCGCGAGCUGACGGUGCUGAUGGAGAACCUCCGAUUCCCAAACGGGAUCCAGCUGCUGCCCGACGAGGAGUCUGUGCUCGUGGCUGAGACCACCAUGGCCCGGAUACGCAGGUACACACACCUGAACCUGAACCUGGCACCUUAAACCUUAAACUUCAA
Messenger RNA from Plectropomus leopardus (leopard coralgrouper), 487 nucleotides. The record is from RefSeq and is a predicted model, not a curated record. NCBI's taxonomy places the organism in Eukaryota, Metazoa, Chordata, Actinopteri, Perciformes, Serranidae.